This is a messenger RNA of Bactrocera oleae (olive fruit fly), 4012 nucleotides long. Its product is annotated as waprin-Thr1. NCBI's taxonomy places the organism in Eukaryota, Metazoa, Arthropoda, Insecta, Diptera, Tephritidae. The record is from RefSeq and is a predicted model, not a curated record.
CCGGCCAAUUAGUUAUGUAUGCUGGUAGUUAUCUGCAUACGUUUAAUUUUUUAAUGAAUGCUUUUAUUUUGUGUUUGUUGUCAAUUUGUAAAUCCCGAAAUUUUCGGGAUACCGAAAAUCGAUUACUAAAUUUUUCGGGACUACGUUAAAAUAUACAAAAAGUGAAAAUGUUAUGGUUAGGCCAAUCUCGAGCGCUAAUUCCGAAUUUUCGGGAGCCAAAAAUUGCUAUUAAAUGCAUUAGUAAGCACAUGCGUAUAUAAAUAUUUAUGUCGAUAAGCUUACGUGCAAUGGUCAUGUUUGCUAUCAAUUUGUGAAUAUCGAAUAACGAUUUCGGGAUUUUUCGGGACUACAUUAAAAUUAACAAAAACUGAAAAUAUUGUGUUAAAGCAAUGUCGAGUGAAAAUCCCGAAAUUUCGGAAUCCCGAAAAUCGAAUAUCGAAUUUUUCGGGACCACGUUAAAACACACAAAAAGUGAAAGUGUUAUAGUUAAGCUUGAGCGAUAAUCCCGAACUUUCGGGAACCGAAAAAUUGCUACUAAAUGCAUUAGUAACACCUACGCUUAUAAAUAUUUAUGUCGAUAAGGAUUUUUCGGGACUACAUUAAAAUUAACAAAAACUGAGAAUAUUGUGUUGAAGCAAUGUCGAAUGAAAAUCCCGAAAGUCGAUAUUAAAUGCUUUAGUAAGCACUGGACUUACAAAAGUGUAGGUAACGUUAUGUCCAUUUCAAAAUAUGUAAUUACGCAGCCAUUUGCAUACUACAUAUGUGAUAUGCAUGUACAUAUAUAUUAUAUAAAUAUGUAUGUAUGUAUGUACAUAUGUACAUGCAUACUUGUAUGUACGCGUACUUUUUAUUAACAUCCAACUGUGUUUUCUUGUUUCAUUUAUUACGUUCAUGCAUACAUUGUGCAUGUGCCCCGACGAAGUUGCAAACGUAAUGCAUUAUUAAUAUAUGUAUAUGUCUGCCUAAAUAUAUGUUCAUACAUAUGUAUGUAGUAAAUAUGUCAUAUGAUGUUACUAACGAUGUGUGAUUUUGCAAUUUUGGCUAAAAUAAAAUUUUUCUAACACCCCUAAAUGAAAAUGGCAAAAUAAUAAUAAAACAUUCUGAACUCACCAUUAGAUACAUAUCAUUUUAUGGCAAAUUUGUUGUGAAUAAUUUUGCGAAAAAAAUGCUGCGAUCGUUUUUUUAUCUGUCUGAACCCACUGUACGACAAUUCAAUUUAAAAACAGUUAUUAAUUAAUUGUUUUAUAAGCAGUUAUUAUUUGAAGUGUACUUAUAUAAAUGUACAAGUGUUUUCAUAUUUUUUAAACCACCCAGCAAGCCAUUUUUUUAUUAAAAUUUUGAAGCUCGAAACUUUACACAAUACUUAGAUAAUUUGUCUUCGAAGCGGAGUUCUCAUUUAAAAAGUGGAAGGCUGUUAAAUUGAACCGUUAUCAAAUGCUGGUAAAUAAUAUAAUAUUCAACCAGGAUCCAAUUACAAGUUUACAAAAACAGAAAGUUCAGAGACACACAGAUUUACAAUAACUUCGAAGAUUUAAUAGAUAAUAUAGUUUGAAAAGCUGAAAAAAGUCCAACCGAACAAAGUAUGUCUACCGAGAAAACACUUGUGAAUAACAAAAACGCUUUUUGGUGCGCUGGGCAAAAUGUGUCUUUAUUCACAUGCAACUUAACAAUUACUUAGAAAGGCCACUUUCGAGUUCAAAACCACUUCUUACACAUACUAAAUAUAUACGAGUACAUAUAUCUCACGAUGUGAUGCGUCAUUGUCAGGUCGAGAUAAGAAUAUAUUGCAGUUCAGAAUUAACACGAUCUACGAACGCAGCUCUCUCUGCCAUAUUUCAUGUACAUCGUAGCUUUCGCAAAUUUUUAUUGCCUCAUUGUGGUAAAAAUAAAUAGUUAACAAAUGAAAAUUAGCUGGAAGUGGCUGUGCAACAGAACGUAUAACCUUUUCAUAAUAAUAAAAAUAGAUUUGGUGUUGAUUUAUGGAAUAAGGAUUCCGGAAUAGAUGCAAAAUUUAAAAACAGUCUUCUACUCGUAUAUAUGAUUUAAAACGUGCAAACUGUCUAAAGAAAGGUCGAAAGAAACAAGGACUUCUCUGUAACGAAUUACAAAAAUUUUAUCGAGUAUAUGGGCUCCAAAGAUUGUUGAUUCACACCAAGUUUCAUAGAUAGACAAUGAUUAGUUGUGCAACAGUGUAGGAAUCACACAAUUGUAUGCGAGGUUUCAAAUUGAUUAGAAUAGAGUUGCUUGAAUGUCUAAAGGCAGGUCAACAAAUUCUGUGAGACCCCUGAAAAGAGUAUAGAACAAUUAAUUUUCACUCUGCGGUCCGUCUUUGACAAAUAAUUUCUGGAAAGCGAACUAAAGCAUCUCGCCGAUCUUGUUUAGUUGCCGCUUAUUGAAACGCCAGGAUUUUAGACUAAAACUUUAAAUACGUCCUUCACUGAGUCUCGGUUUAACUAGUACAAGUAUACUAGUAUUUGAAAAGCUUCUUCAAAAAUUCAUUUUAAUUAUAGAAUUUCGAUUUCUAAUAAAAGAGACUUGGAACAUUUUACAAACAAAAUAAAGACGGACAAGCAAGGAGCUAGACCUAAUAUAGGACGCGUCUGUGGAGAAAAAGUUUAGCUCGGCACGAGAGCAACGGUAUUCUCUACACUUAUUGUUGAGAGUCAAACUCUGAGAGAAGGCUGAGAAAAAGAUUUAUGUGUGUAAAGAGAGUUAAAAGAAUUAACAACUAAACAAAGUCAGACAAGCGGUUAGCUCCAAUCAGGUUUUUUUUUUAAAGAUCUGCACAAGCUGAUAUGUGGUGUGACUGUGAAGAAAAAGUCUCAAAAGAUAUUUUUAGUGCGACAAAGCAAGUAUGCUCCGAUCUUGCUUUUGGGAAGUCAAAACGCUGAUAAAAAGAUUUUUGUGACGUCACAAAACAGCUGACAUCGGCAAAGUUAGUGGGAACUUAGGUGGGUACUGUGUGUGAAAGGUAUAUACUGGCAUAUACAUACAUAUUUACAUAUGUAUUGUAUGUAAAUAAGCGAAAAAAUCUGGAAACAAGUCAUUUUAAAAAAUGGCUGGCGGCAAUUUAAUAGCAAAAAGAUGCGUCGUCAGCCUCAAAGCGUAAACAAGUUUCCAAGAGCGGUACACAAAUGCAUAUGUACAUAUGUAUACACAUUUAUACCUAUGUAAUACUCGGCACACAUAGUAGAUUGUGUGUGCACCUUUGUAUGUAAUUUAUUAUUAACAAAAUAAAGAGAAGAAACUUCAAACGCUAACUGUGGGCUGGCGGGGGGUGAAGGCUGGUCACAUUCGUAACUGUUUGCAGAGCACAAACAAACAUAUAAACACGUCGUGUCGGCGUCGCUUUUAAGGUAGUUUUCAUUUAAUAGCGUAGAAGUGAACAUGUUUCGCCACAACGGAUCGUCAGCAUUUAACACUAACAACAGCAAUUACCGUCUCUUUGGCGGUGCAACUUUCAAAGUGCUGGUGCUGCUAUUGUUGGCGCUCGUGGUAAUGAGCAAUGCACAAGCAGGUUGCCCCUCGUCUACGAAGGUUUUGAGCUGCACACCAAAAUGCAAGCAAGACACCGACUGUAGUGCCAUCGGCGGCAAAUGUUGCCCGAAUUUGUGCAACGAGCGCUCGUGCAUACAGCGCAAUCAAUUGGAUCAGGGCAACGGCAACAACAAGGGUGGAGACAAAUAUUCUAGCGGCAACUCCGGCGCCUACUGUGGCAACACUAAAUGCAGCCCCUAUGAGAAAUGCGAAAUGGAUCGCUCAACAAAACGUCAAAAAUGUGUCAGAACUUAAGCAGCGCAGCGAGUCAUAAGGAUGUACUCCUCUGUCGUUUUAUCAUACUACAUACAAUAUUUUUUACCCUAUACAAAUAAUUUUCUAUACAUAUAUACAUAAAUGUAUGCAUUUUUGAAUAAAUAUUUGUGGGCACUUACAACUGGAGCAGCUACGGCGAUUUGUACUAAGAGACAAGCAACCAAAAUAAAUUUCAACAUUUUGAAUUUCGAACGUUUUA